ACAAAUCCCUAAAUUGGAUUAAAUUAGCAUUUCUUCUGAAUUUUUAUCUCUUAAAAUUAAAAUAAACAAACUCAAACAUAUCUAUUAACUAUUUUACCAUUAGAAAUUAAAAAAAAAAAAUCGUUUUAUUCUCUUCUAAAUAACUGAAAGAUCUAUUCGCACGUUCUCAGCAGAAACCCUUCCCUUCCUAUCUCCCCUUGUCUUCAGCAGAAAAUCAAGGACACCACUCUUUCAACUUAACCGACCAAGGCCAUGCCCUCCGCCGCAAACUCCGGCGGCUCCACGCCGGUGUCCACCGUCACCUCCUCCGGAAACACAUCCACGUCUCCGGCCUGCGCCGCCUGCAAGUACCAGAGGAAAAAGUGUUCAAAGAAUUGCCUUCUCGCACCGCACUUUCCUCACGACAGACAGACACAGUUCAUCAAUGCUCAUAAGCUGUUUGGUGUCAGUAACAUCACCAAAAUGAUCAAAAACAUGGAGGAAUCUCAAAGGGUUUUGGCUAUGAACAAUCUUAUCUUGGAGGCUGAUAUGCGAGCACGUGACCCGGUUGGUGGGAUUUACAGGGUUGUGCAUAAUCUCCAGCAGCAAAUCGAGAGUACAAAGGCUGAUCUCGAUCUCGUUCUUCAGCAUCUGGCUCUGUUCCGAGGCAGGCCUCAAGAAACGAAAGAGAUCUAUCAUGGUUAUGGAAAUCUUACAGAACAGCAAUGGCAUGUUUUGAAUGAUCAGAACAUGCAAGAUCAGUACAUGCAACAGGGUUUUGUCAUGGAGUGUACUUAUGAUCAUUAUGAUAACAAUGAGAAGAAGAAGCCUGUGGUAAAGGUUUCGAGUGAUGAAAUCCGCAAGCAGAAAGGGAUUGCUAAAAGGAAAUCAGAUAUGGGUUUGAACCAGCUUCUUAUAUCCUCCUAG
Molecule: messenger RNA, 906 nt
Organism: Tarenaya hassleriana
Lineage: Eukaryota; Viridiplantae; Streptophyta; Magnoliopsida; Brassicales; Cleomaceae
Product: LOB domain-containing protein 22
Exons: 1
Coding region: 253-906 (217 amino acids)
Source: RefSeq, a predicted model, not a curated record